UCGUUCACAUUUACAUUUACAUUUCAUUUCAUUUCAGUUGCAUUUCAAACUCAUUUCAAUUACUGUACGUUACACACACAUAAUCCCUGUCUCACUAACUUUCCGUUUCAUCUCUCUCUCUAGAACUGAUUCACUUUCUCUCUCUACCUUCGCUUUCGUUGUUAUAUAUACACACACAUAUUGUAUGUAUAUAUAAUAUAUAAACUAUACAUAUAUUUGUAUGUAUCAUAGGUUGUAUCGUCUUCUUUUGCAUCUAUCCGGAUCAGUCGUUUUCGAGUAAAAAUGGAGUUGGAGGUAGCGAUUUGCUUCCGGUUUUCGUCUCUAUUAUCUUCGAUCUCACUAUAACUGUCUCAUUUUUAUUCUCGUCAAGAUCUGUGAUUGGAGCUGGUUUUCUGAGUAAUUUUAUCGACGCUGUUUGAAGAAUGUGUAGUGGCCCUGAUCAGAGUAAAUCUGGUUCUUCAUCUACAUCAAAAACAGAAGAUAAAAAACCUAACAAAAUGGUCAUGAGUUCACUAACUGUGGAAACUGAGGAUUCUUUUUCCAGUUUACUUGAAUACGCUGCUAACAAUGACUUCGAGGGAUUCAAACGGUCAAUCGAGAUCGACCCGUCAGCGAUUGACGAGGUUGGGCUGUGGUACGUACGUAAGAAGGGUUCAAAGCAGAUAGUUCUUGAGCAUCGGACUCCGUUAAUGGUUGCUGCAACGUACGGAAGCGUGAGUGUUUUGAAACUGAUAAUUUCUCAACCCAAGGUGGAUGUAAACUUCUCUUGUGGCCCGGAUAAGUGCACUGCACUUCAUUGUGCGGCUUCUGGUGGUUCUGUUGAUGCUGUUGAAGUUGUUAAGUUGCUUCUUUCUGUGGGCGCUGAUCCGAACAUUGAAGACGCAAAUGGUCAUCGGCCGGUUGAUGUUAUUGUUGUACCUCCAAAGCUAUCUGGAAUUAGAUCUUCUCUCGAAGAGCUUCUCAUGAACAGUUCAUCCGAUGGGUCGGUUGGGUAUAGUAAGCUAACUGUUUCCGUCAACACAUCAAGCUCUUGGUCUCCAACCCUAUCGUCAUCACCGGAUAACGGUUCACCCUGUUCUCCUUCAGAGUUAGUAUCAUCUCCAACAAUGUCAAAGUUUAACGAUGUUGUCCCGGUUAACUCCAAUUCGGAAAAGAAAGAAUACCCAAUCGACCCGUCUCUGCCCGACAUAAAAAACAGCAUAUAUUCUACCGACGAGUUCCGGAUGUUUUCAUUCAAGGUCCGACCUUGCUCGAGGGCGUAUUCUCAUGAUUGGACCGAGUGCCCGUUCGUUCACCCGGGGGAAAACGCGCGCAGACGGGACCCAAGAAAGUUUCACUACAGCUGUGUACCGUGCCCGGAUUUUCGAAAGGGUGCUUGUAGACGAGCGGAUAUGUGCGAAUACGCUCAUGGUGUGUUUGAGUGCUGGCUCCACCCGGCUCAGUACCGUACGCGGUUGUGUAAAGAUGGUACAAGCUGUGCGAGACGCGUUUGUUUUUUCGCUCAUACACCCGAGGAGCUUAGGCCGUUGUAUGUCUCAACGGGUUCGGCUGUCCCGUCUCCUAGGUCAUCCGCUGCCGGUGCUAGUGUCAUGGAUAUGGCUGCGGCUUUGAACCUUCUUCCCGGUUCACCGUCUUCAUCGGUCAUGUCUCCUAGUUUCAGUCAACAGAUGUCACCAUCUGGAAACGGUGGUCAACACUGUUCAGCUGGAUGGUCUCAGCCUAAUGUUCCAACCCUUCAUCUUCCCGGAAGCAACCUCCAGUCGAGUCGACUCAGGUCUUCUCUUAAUGCGCGUGAUAUUCCAGCUGAUGAUCUGAGCAUGUUGCAAGAUAUUGAUCCCCAACUGCUAAACGACCUGGCCUGUUACUCCCAGUCUCGACCCGGUUCGCUCUCAUUGAACCGUUCGGCCCGGUCUAAAACACUCGCUCCUGCAAAUCUAGAGGAUUUAUUCUCCGCUGAACUUACUUCUUCACCUCGGUUUUCGGACCAGGCGGCAUCUCCGGGUGUUUUUUCACCGUCACACAAAUCAGCGGUUCUCAACCAGUUUCAACAGCAGCAAAGCAUACUCUCUCCUAUUAACACAAACGUGUUCUCACCGAAAAAUGUUGACCAUACAUUGUUGCAGGCGUCUUUCAGUGUGUCAUCGCCAGGAAGAAUGUCUCCAAGAAGCAUCGAUCCGAUAUCGCCAAUGGGUGCUCGGCUUUCUGCCUUCGCACAGCGCGAGAAGCAGCACCAACAGCUACGCAGUCUCAGCUCAAGGGAUCUUGGAACAACAAAUGGUCAGUUUAAUGUCGGAUCGCCUGUCAACACUCCCACUUCUUGGUCAAAAUGGGGAUCUCCAACCGGGAAAGUUGACUGGUCCGUUAACAACGAGUUUGGGAAAUUAAAAAGGUCUUCUUCUUUCGAACGCGACAACAAUGGCGUCGAGGAGCCCGACCUAUCAUGGGUGCAAUCACUUGUGAAGGAAUCACCACCUGAGAUGAUGAAAAACAAGGCGGCUGCACCACAUUCUGGUAACGGUAGUGGGGUGGCUGCACCAUCCGGUGAGGGUCCUGAUCAUUCAGUAUUAGGCGCUUGGCUCGAGCAGAUGCAACUUGAUCAGCUCGUCGCUUAAGCAAAGAGACGAUUGAUGAAUUGAAUUCGUAUUCAUUUUCACUUAACAAAACUCAUUUCUAGGUAAUUAAGUAUAUAUUCUUUUGGGCAUGCGGUUUGGUAUAACAAGAAGCAGGCUGAAGUAUUUUCGGGGCGGAUUUUAUAUUCUUUUGGGUUCAAAGAUAAUGUUCUAAUGGCAGCAGGAUGAAGAAACAGUUCCUCUGGUUGUAGGGUAUUGUUUCUUACUUCAUUAUUCUAGCAUAUCAUUAUUGCAUUUGUUUACAAUUUUUAUUAUAUGUUGAAACAAUUUUCAAUAUGUCUUCAAUGUUUCCUUCCAUGGGGAUGCAUGCAAUUUGUGCUCACUGUUUAAUUUCUGGUCACAAAAUGUAUCUGCCUUUUAAUAUGUAAAACAUAUAUUAUUAUAGCUAUUAUUUUGUUUCUUAUAUUCA
This is a messenger RNA of Helianthus annuus (common sunflower), 3039 nucleotides long. RefSeq names its product zinc finger CCCH domain-containing protein 30. NCBI's taxonomy places the organism in Eukaryota, Viridiplantae, Streptophyta, Magnoliopsida, Asterales, Asteraceae. The transcript is spliced from 2 exons. Bases 423 to 2612 code for a protein of 729 amino acids. Gene Ontology annotation, molecular function: protein binding; metal ion binding. The record is from RefSeq and is a predicted model, not a curated record.